AUGGCGUCCGAAAAGGCCCCCCUCCCGUUUGUCUACACCUUCAUGGCUGGCGCCAUCGCCGGCGUGUCGGAGGCAACACACAUAGAUUUUGGUCAUACCAGAGUACAACUCCAAACCGGCAAGGCCGCCGCCGGCGCCGACACCUACAAUGGCAUGUUCGACUGCUUCUCCAAGAUCAUCCGCAACGAGGGCUUCUCCCGCCUCUACCGCGGCAUCACCGCCCCCAUCCUCAUGGAGGCCCCGAAGCGCGCCACCAAGUUCGCCGCCAACGACAAGUGGGGCAAGUUCUACCGUGAGCUCUUCGGCCAAACCCAAAUGACCCAAUCCCUCUCCGUCCUCACCGGCGCCUCCGCCGGCGCCACCGAGUCCUUCGUCGUCGUCCCCUUCGAGCUCGUCAAGAUCCGCCUCCAAGACAAGGCCUCGGCCGGCCGGUACAACGGCAUGAUCGACGUCGUCGUGAAGACGGUCCGCAACGAGGGCAUCCUCGCCAUGUACAACGGCCUCGAGUCCACCCUCUGGCGCCACAUCCUCUGGAACGCCGGCUACUUUGGCUGCAUCUUCCAGGUCCGCCAGCUCAUCCCAAAGGCCGAGACGAAGCAGGGCCAGAUGACAAACGACAUCAUCGCCGGCUCCGUCGGCGGCACCGUCGGCACCAUCCUCAACACCCCCAUGGACGUCGUCAAGUCCAGGAUCCAAAACACCGUCAAGGUCGCCGGCCAGACGCCAAAGUACAACUGGGCCUGGCCCGGCGUCGCCACCAUCGCCAAGGAGGAAGGGUUCGGCGCUCUGUACAAGGGCUUUGUUCCCAAGGUUCUCCGUCUCGGCCCUGGCGGCGGUAUCCUCCUGGUCGUGUACACUGGGGUGAUGGACUUUUUCCGCAACAUGAGGGAGGCCAAGGGUCUUUAA
Podospora anserina S mat+ is the source of this 906-nucleotide messenger RNA. RefSeq lists its product as uncharacterized. The transcript has 6 exons. Bases 1 to 906 code for a protein of 301 amino acids. The record is from RefSeq and is a predicted model, not a curated record. Gene Ontology annotation, biological process: transmembrane transport. NCBI's taxonomy places the organism in Eukaryota, Fungi, Ascomycota, Sordariomycetes, Sordariales, Podosporaceae.